Molecule: messenger RNA, 744 nt
Organism: Camellia sinensis
Lineage: Eukaryota; Viridiplantae; Streptophyta; Magnoliopsida; Ericales; Theaceae
Source: RefSeq, a predicted model, not a curated record
AUGGUAACCCUCAAUAUCAAAAACAGCUUACAGACAAUCAUUCUGGCCGGAAUACUCGCCGGUGCCAUCCUACCGGAAAUCGCAGUGGGUCAGAAUUGUGGUUGUGCAGCAGGCCUUCGUUGCAGCCAUUAUGGGUAUUGUGGCACUGGCAAUGCCUACUGUGGUGCAGGCUGCCAAUCAGGGCCUUGUACCGGUUCCAACGGUGCUUCGGUCUCUAAUAUUGUGACACAGUCCUUUUUCAAUGGGAUAAUCAAUCAAGCUUCUGCUGGAUGUGCAGGGAAAAGCUUCUUCACCAGACUCCGUGCAACAGACCACAUCGCGAGGGACAGAGUAAGGUUCGUUGAGUAUCGCCGAGUACCUGCUGUGAGCAGAAAAGUUUACAUGGGGAACGAGUCCAGUGUGGAGUACCCAUGUGCACCAAACAAGCAAUACUAUGGUAGAGGUCCUCUUCAGCUGUCAUGGAACUACAACUACGAUCCUGCCAGCAGAAGCAUUGGGUUCGAUGGACUAAACAACCCGGAAACUGUGGCAAAAGAUCCAGUCGUGUCGUUCAAGACUGCCUUGUGGUUUUGGAUGAACAAUGUUCACUCUAAAAUGAAUUCUGGAUUUGGUGCAACAAUCCAAGCCAUCAACGGUGGUGAAUGCAAUGGUAAUAGACCGGAUGCAGUCAAUGCUCGUGUUAAGUACUACACUGACUAUUGCAACCAACUUGGUGUUUCGUCUGGUAAUAAUCUCCGCUGCUAG